Molecule: messenger RNA, 615 nt
Organism: Clupea harengus (Atlantic herring)
Lineage: Eukaryota; Metazoa; Chordata; Actinopteri; Clupeiformes; Clupeidae
Gene: ppp1r14c
Product: protein phosphatase 1, regulatory (inhibitor) subunit 14C
Biological process (GO): regulation of phosphorylation
Cellular component (GO): cytoplasm
Molecular function (GO): protein serine/threonine phosphatase inhibitor activity
Source: RefSeq, a predicted model, not a curated record
AGAGCGUGCUAUGAGCCCCAAAUAGCAGGUGUUUGAAAUUGCAGCGACUCUAUCAGUCUGUCACAGCGGUUCUAUCCCCACAAAAACGCACACCCCAUACAACAGAACCGCCCGCAAUGUCCGUCGGUGCCGAGACCACCACUGAGCUUCCGCCUUCUGCGGGACGGGUGUUCUUCCAGCCAGCGCCCGGCGUUGGGUGCGCUGUCUCCGGACCCAUGGCUCGGGAAGACCCGGUCCAUAAGAAGCAGGGGAAAGUGACAGUCAAGUACGACAGGAAGGAACUGCGGAAGAGAUUGAUCCUGGAGGAAUGGAUCAUCGAACAGCUGAGCGAGCUCUACGACUGCGAGGAGGAAGAGAUGCCUGAGGUGGAGAUAGACAUCGAUGACCUCCUGGAAGUAACCAGUGAAGAUGAGCGAGCUGUGAAACUACAGGGGUCCCUGACAGACUGUUAUAAGCCCACUGAGGAUUUUGUCCGGGAUCUACUGGGCCGGAUCAGAGGCAUGCGGAAACUAAGUGCCCCUACGAAAAAAAGUCUUUAAUGGCCAACCUCCACACACUGAUACACACUGCACUCACUUUCUCUCUCUCUCUCUCUCUCUCUCUCUCUCUCUCUCU